Molecule: messenger RNA, 561 nt
Organism: Glarea lozoyensis ATCC 20868
Lineage: Eukaryota; Fungi; Ascomycota; Leotiomycetes; Helotiales; Helotiaceae
Product: Acyl-CoA N-acyltransferases (Nat)
Exons: 1
Coding region: 1-561 (186 amino acids)
Molecular function (GO): acyltransferase activity, transferring groups other than amino-acyl groups
Source: RefSeq, a predicted model, not a curated record
AUGAGUACAAUCAACCUCAAAUUCCGGAUUGCAACACCAAAUGAUGCUCCCGGCAUUCAGAAUCUCGUGCAAUCUGCAUUCCGCAGUGAAGACAGUAGACCGGACUGGACGGCGGACAUGAAACUCGGAGCUAGCUAUUCCAUCAGCGUCGAAGAGAUUGAGAAUCAAAUCACGAAGCCCGAUAGUGCGACACUGUUGGCUCUCGAUGCCAAUGAUAUGCUUGUUGCUUCUGUUGCAAUAUCGAAGCGUGGCAACCUUGCUCGACUCGCAAAUGUGGUCGUAGACCCGAGCCAGCAGCAGGGCGGUAUCGGUCGUCGGCUUUUGGAGCACGCUGAGGAUUACGGCCGUCGUGAAUGGGGUGCGAGAAAAUUUGGGCUGAACGCCUUAUCAACGAGGGAGCAGCUGAUUUUGUGGUAUACACGCCGUGGUUAUGAGAAGACGGGGGAAGUGUCAGCGUUUCCAGUUGAGAAAUUCAGGAAUUUGGACCUGCCUGAUGACUUAUGCUUUGUAGAAAUGGAGAAAACCUUGACGGCAUUCCCUGUCGUAUCUGCUAUUGCAUAA